Ectocarpus siliculosus is the source of this 132-nucleotide messenger RNA. The record is from the annotation of a GenBank genome assembly. NCBI's taxonomy places the organism in Eukaryota, Phaeophyceae, Ectocarpales, Ectocarpaceae.
AUGGAGGAGGACCUAUUGAUGCGGCAGCCCAACGCCAUGAGCGUAGCCAGCGUUGCCCAGUCCUCCCUGGGUGCGCUCGGGCCUUCCCGCGGCAUCGCGCUGCACCUGAAGGAGGCCAGGCCUGUGCGGUGA